GAAAAUAAACAAUCCAAGUCUUUCCAUUAACCAAAUUUAGUGUUUCGGGUGUGUGUUGUAUUUCCGUGUCGAAAGUCGAUUUUCAAUGUUUUUCAACUUUAAAUUCAAAAACUUUUUGUUCAAAUUUUUGGUAUAAAUAAUUGAAAUCGAAAAUCGAAUGGUUUGUGUGAACAUGAAAGUGAUUUUGUUCAUUCUCGCUUCGUUAAACGGUCAAUUAGCUGCAGCCGAAGAGAACAAAAUCUUUUUAUAUAAUCGCAUCGAAUUCUGCAAGGCUAACGAAUACUUUGACGUGAAUUAUUUCAAAUGCGUACCGUGCGAUUCGAAUUUAAAUUUAAUUGUAGCCGAUGACUAUCUAACAUGCUCUUGCAACAAAAACACAACGGCUAUCAUCGAAUACGAUAGCUCAUCGAAACAACCUAUAUGCCAAGCUAACAAGACACAAUCCACAUGUUCCAUUAAGUACAUCCAACAGACACACUCAAACGUUCAAUCGAAAAUCGUACAAAUUGUUAAGAGAGACGAUCAAAAUUGUACCUGCAACACGAAACUAAACUUCUUCUUCCGCUAUGAGUAUUGCAUACCGAAAGCGCUGCUUAAGGAUUUCACAAAUUAUGCAAACCUGCAACCGACUAUCGUCUACAAGGAUCUGAACUUUAUCACGUUCUUCUGUCAAGUGAUGAAAGACGUUCGGUUCUGUAAUCAUUUGGCAAAUUUGUGCGUCCUGACUAAUUAUAAUUUGGACAAGAAUUCACCGUGCAGUCUAUUUUUCACGUCACAAACAUCGAUCAUUUCCAAUGGAAACGACUUUAAGAUGACUCCACUUUUGUUCUAUAAGAAAGGAAAGGAUUCCAUCGACGAAAUGGAUAAAGUUCUCGACCAUCACUACAGUGUGAAUGGCAAUGAUGUGAGAAAUGGAAUUGAAAUGCUAUUGACUGCAUUUCACGUAAAUGGCACAUUGAAAACGAUUCAGAGACUGGCCGUGAGCGAUUUGAAUUUUUGUGACGAGUCGACCAUGGAUUACACGCACAUUAAAUUCGCUAAGAGUUUCGUAAAGACUUGUUCCGUUAAUUUGAAACACCUGAUUGCCACACAUAAUGAACCAUUGCUGUACGAUUUGUACUUGAACUACACCGAAAAUAAUUUGCAUUUGUUGAAGUCAGUGCCAGUUUUGAUACGGAAUGCCUUCGCACACAAUGCGGAAAAUAAUCGAGAAAAAUGGCAACUGGUGAAGCGAUUCUUUCUACUGGAUACGUUUACCGACCGGAAUAGCACAUUCCGGAAACAGACUUACAACGACCGAAAUGAACUGCAGCGCUUUAAGAGCUUCCGUUAUGCCAAAGACGUUGAACUGAUAUUCACCAUCACCACCGAUCAUACCACUUAUCCGAAUCGGAUAUCUGUACCGUUGUUAAAAGUGAACUACGGUGAGGUGAACAUUACCAAUUUAAAUGGAAAAUCGUUUUCCGUUUACGUCGAUUUCCGAAUGCAAAUAAAAUUCGUGAAAAAUUACGAUCUCAAUUCGAUGUUUGAUAUUGUCCUAUCCAUCUUGCUUGUGACAGCAUUUAUAUAUUCACUGUUCCGAGCAUACUGUUACAAAACACGACAACAACGCCAAUACUAUGACGUCGAUAUUUUUGUAAAAUUUCUUGUGUAUCUAUGCUCUUACGUAGGAAAUGCACUGUUCGCGCAAGGAACUUUUAUCAGCAUCUAUGCACUGAUAGUGGUGCGGACGCAGUCCAUUGUUAAAAUGUUGCUUCCAGUUAAAGAACAAGACGUUGUUGAAGUUUUCAUUCAUGUGGCUGUUGCUUUGAAGACAAUAAGUAUUAUCCACCUGAUCUGGGAGCAAAGUCACAUUGACAUAUUUUUGAUCGAUUGGGAACGGCCUAAAGUGUUUGAUCAUCAUCCCCGAAAUCAUUUGGAUACACCGUCGAUAAGCUCAAGCAGUAAACAAUUAAGCUAUGACGGCGUGUCGGCAUGGAGAAAUUACUUCAUAGCAAAUGAGUGGUUGAAAUUGACGACGAAACGAAAAUUUUGCUUUCUUCUUCAUAUAGUCAUCGUUCUGUUCACGGUUGUUAUAUUAAACCUUGAGCAUCGAUUAUUCGAUGAAUGUUCAAUGGUGAACAUCGAGACAUUCGACUCGCACAAUAAAACGCUGCAGAUUGCGUGGGGAAUUAUUAUUUUCACGGUGGUCUAUUUGGCACAGCGACUGGUCAAUUUCCUUUUCCACGAAAGAUACGUUAACAAUUCGGUGCAACAGUUCGUCGAUGUCUGUUCGAUGGCUAACGUUUCUCUAUUUAUACUGAAACACGAAACGUUUGGUUAUUAUAUACAUGGCAGAUCACCGCAUGGUUUCUCUGACACUGACAUGUGUUCCAUGAUACUACAAUUGAAACGAGAGGAAGACAAUAUAUGCGGCCAUCGAGGAUUGUUGCCUAGUUCCGAACAACAAACUUACAGUUUCCAGGCACCGAAAAAUUUGAGAAUUUUAUACGACAAAAUGAUAAUCCCCCUGCACAAUUUACUGAAAAAUGGUCCUGAAAGUCACCACACACUUGAAGUGGGACAUAAACUGUACGAACAGAGUUUAGAGAAAAUUGCUUCGGUCUACUACAACAUCAACCGAUUUCUGGGUGCAUUCAUCGAUCAUGGAUUGAAGGAUCUUGAAUACAUCGUUCAAGAAAAAUCGGUCAUCGAAAAAGUGCUCGAAUUUGAGUUUUCCAACAAUGGACCAGAUACUAGAGGUGUGUUCUACCUCGACUCCGGCCAUUCGUUCGACAACGUUUUAUUUUACGGAAACGACACCGUGCUAUUUCUGUACGAAUUGAUGGUUUUCAUAUGGAUAUUCGUGUUGACCGACAGUUAUGUUGCUGGUAUCUUGGGUGUGGCCGGUGUUCAACAGGUCCUUCAAUACGUAACUCAUUUCGGGGUCAAAUGGAAUCUUUCAAGGAAAACGUUGAUCGAUCGGCGAUUUCUGCUCUAAAGCACACAGCCUUUUUCCUGCAUUUGUACAAUCAAACCAUUUUUAUACACAAAACGUCAUCCGAAAAUAUUUACUUUUUACCCACCCGAAUUGUUUGAAGGAAAAUUUAAUUGAA
Molecule: messenger RNA, 3095 nt
Organism: Bradysia coprophila
Lineage: Eukaryota; Metazoa; Arthropoda; Insecta; Diptera; Sciaridae
Product: meckelin
Biological process (GO): cilium assembly
Cellular component (GO): ciliary transition zone; MKS complex
Source: RefSeq, a predicted model, not a curated record